Messenger RNA from Caenorhabditis bovis, 234 nucleotides. The record is from the annotation of a GenBank genome assembly. NCBI's taxonomy places the organism in Eukaryota, Metazoa, Nematoda, Chromadorea, Rhabditida, Rhabditidae.
AUGCAAUUCUCAAAGGUGUUCCUGAGCUUGCUCAUCGUGCUGUUGUCCGUCGUUGGUUCCGCACAAGGCGAUGACGACUACAACACCAACGCGAUCGGCAACGCGGACCCGUUCGAGAGCAAUUUGCUCGUCAAGAGAUUGCGCGGAGAGCCUAUUCGAUUCGGCAAAAGAUCGCCGCGCGAGCCGAUACGCUUCGGCAAACGAUUCCAACCAUUCGAUUUCUCCGACGAAUAA